GCUGCACCCUCUGGCUUGAAGUGCUUUCCAUCAUAAACAGGGUUACAGUUUGGUUCAAUGGCUGUCAGCACCCCCACUAUACAAAUUGUUCCAGCACCCCUCAUCUUUUAUCCUCAUCAAGAUAAGCUUUCAGCGACAUGAUAUUUGUUCUUUGUUUGGUCAGUACAAGAUCUGCACUGCCUGAACCUACACAUGGAUGGCAACCCAUGAAGCAGCGCUUAUUCAUAAUCCAGUUCUCAUGGACAUGACUAACAUAAUCUUCAUGGUGGCCUAUAGCCUGGCCUUCCUCUUGGGCAUGGUGGGAAAUGGCUGGAUCAUCGUCAUCACUGGCUUCCAGGUGAAGAAGACAGUCACUCCAAUGUGGUUCCUUAACAUGGCCAUUGCUGACUUCAUCUUCACCUGCUUCCUACCCUUCAGAGUUAUCUGCAUAGCCUUGGGCUUUCGUUGGCCCUUGGGCAGCAUGAUGUAUAAAUUGACCAUUACUGUCACCUCACUCAACAUGUUCACUAGGGUUUUCCUCCUCACUGUCAUCAAUGCCAACCACUUUAUCUCCAUGGCCUGCCCUGUGUGGUCCCAGAACCACAGUUCACCCCGUAUGGCUUCUUUGGUUAUUCUGGCCAUAUGGAUCCUAUCCCUUGCAUUGAGCUUGCAGUACCCUGAUCUCUGGGAUUUCAUGAGCUCAUCUUCAGAGUGGAACGUCACCUCUGGCAAUCUGAACAGUGUCCAAGAGAACCUCUGUCUGAGAAAAAGAAGGAUGAUGGCCAGUGUUGCUAUCCACUUCCUGGUUGGGUUCCUGGUCCCAUUAGCCUUGAUCAUGACCUGCUACAUUCUUCUAGCUGCCAAGCUGAGGAGAAGCCAUCUCACUCAGUCCAGGAAGCCCCUCAACAUCCACCUUGUCUUGAUCCUGAUCUUUUACCUCUGCUGGCUGCCAUAUCACGUCUUCUACUUCCUGCAGGUCUCAGGUGAUGCACUACAUUCAGUGAUGAAAAAAUCCCUGGACAUGGGCAUCCUCUUUGCUGAUGGCCUGCUCUAUUUUAACAGCUGCCUCCCUCCCAUCGUCUUCCUUUCCAUGGGCCAGGAGUUCAUGGGUUGCAGGGAAAAUGCAUGUAACUACCAAAAUGCUGUUCCCUUGGAAGGAGAGCCAGCUGAAUAGGGGAGAAAUGUUCAAGGGGAGAUGGGAUCCAUUCACAAACUAUAUGCUAGCUCAAGAUAACAAGCUUCCGAAGUGUGUUGUGUCCCCCUAUAGUAACUGAACUGUACGAGAAGAUGACAGCCUACUACUGCGAAUUAACAUAGGGUGUCUUUAGCAUCUGUGCUUAAAGUGUGGUGCUGAAGGUUCUAGGUUCAAUCCCUGCUGAUGGCACAUACUGGGGGAGGGGGAUCACGACACAGAAAGGGAUCUAAAUUCAUAAGGAAUGGCUGGGCCUGCAGCGCUUGGGGCACUUGAGCACGGGCCUGAGCUGAGGGGAGUCUUCCCCCCGAUAUCAGUGGGCAUUGGAUCAGACCAUUGGGAGCAAAGCUUGCUCAAAAUGCUUUGCUAUUGUGCCACUUAAAUGCUGGUCUGUAGCAUUCUCUGGUGUUUGCUUCCCUGCUGAUUUUCUAGGCUCAGUGUCAACAUCAAAUUGCUCAACAGAACAGAUGUGGUGAUUUUCUUUGGCCAAGAAAGAAAUUUUCUUCAAGUGAUGCUCUCAUUUGAAAUAAUUUACAGUGGCUCUGCGUUGGGCAUGUUCUCUCUUAGCAGCAUCCCUGGUGGCUCAGAUGGCUGAAGGGAACAAAUUCAAGUGUAACAGAGUCUAAUCCUGCAGCUUCCCUCACCGAUGUUAGUGUGAGUGAGGCUCAAAGCCCAGACCACAGUGGAGUUCAAAGACAAUAGCUGUCCCAGAUGAGCCAGGAGAAAGGUCAAUAUGCAAGAGGGGUGCUGUGGACAUACACAAUCUAUUUCCCCACACAAACCUACAGUACAUACAGGAGGGCUUUCUCAAAGAUGGAGCUGCCGGUAUAUGCACAAUAUGCUCCAAAGCAGAUCUCGUGGCUCUUGGAGGGCAGUAGGGUCUCAGGAUUAGAGCAUAGGGCCUGGGAAUCUGGACUCCUGGGUUCUAUCCACCUCCGGAAUGGGAAUGGGAUCUAGUGGGUGACAGCAGGGGGUACGGGAGUCAGGACUCCUCGGUUCUACCCCGCAACUCUGGGGAAUGGGGUCUAGUGGUUGUGGGGGGCUGGUGGGAGUCAGGGGCACCCGAUGAGACUACUGAGCAGCAGCCACAAGGACCAUGGGAGUCCAGACUGUCUGUGCUCUUUAUUCCCUCCAGCAGGCAGCUGCAAUGACACUGGGUCCGUGGUCCCCUGUGCCCGUGCUCAGAGCAAGGUUGCUUUAUCCUGCAGUGGUUUGUAGGGCUAGUGGUUUUGCUUUCUUAUACAGUGGGCCAUAAAUAAUGCAGUUUAAUUAUGAGGAUACUUUGCUCUUCUGUUCCCCUUUCUUUGGUGGAACUUGGAGCACAUUAUAGGCAGCCAUUAGCUAAAUCUUCAUGCCUGUGUGUGGUGGGAAGUUGACUUGUAAGGCAAUGGCAGCGAUGGGAACCAAAUCCUUUCUAUCCACUUCCUCUGCUCUAACCCUGCAGACCUAAAUCCCCUCCCGGAGCUGCGGAUAGGACCCAGGAGUCCUGACUCUCAGACCCCCGCCUCCCUGACUCUAAUGAGGAGACACAACUUCCCUCCCAGAACUGGAAAUACAACUUUUGUGUGUCUUGUUUAUUUAUCUGUAAACUCUUUGUGACUCUCUGUUCAUUUAGGUUUGUACAAUGCCCGGCACAACAAGGCCCAAAUCUCAGUAAGGGCAGGGACUGUCUCUCGCUGUGUGUCUGGGCAACGCCCGGCACAACAAGGCCCAAAUCUCAGUAAGGGCAGGGACUGUCUCUCGCUGUGUGUCUGCGCAAUGCACAGCAAAUGGGGCCCUGAUCUCAGCUGGGGCAGGGACAGUCUCUCACUGUGUGUCUGGACAACGCCCGGCACAACAAGGCCCAAAUCUCAGCAAGGGCAGGGACUGUCUCUCGCUGUAUCUGGGCAGUGCCAGGCACUACAGGGCCCUGAUCUCAGCUGGGGCAGGAACUGUGUCUCCCUCUGUAUCUGGGCAACACCCUGCACAACAAGGCCCAAGUCUCUCUAAGGGCAGGGACUGUCUCCCACUGUAUUUGUACAGCGCCCGGCAAAACAGGGCCCUAGCACACACAAGGCAUCAACCGAUGACUAUACAGAUGUUAAAUAUGAAUGAAACAAUGCGGUUCUCUCAGGUGAGCUGCUUCCUGAACUACUUUUGGUGUCUCUCCAGAUCGACUUCUGCUCUACACUAUCACAUUUAACCCUCUUCAGUAGCGUUUGAAAAACACUUUCCGUCCAAACACAAAACUGCUUUAGUCAGUUAUGGCUGGUUCUAAGCAACCUCACAAAGUGACUCUGCUCUUUGAGGACUGAAGAACAAUUUAGCCCAAAUCAUUCCAGGCUCAGUUGUUUCAUGAGACCUUUAAAAAUGGCCUUGUGACUCCAGGCGGCAUUUGGAGUGGAGCUAAUAGAGUCCUCUCAGCUCCCUCAUUAGGCCCCUCGACAUCUAUCCCCUCCCGUACCAGGGACCCCACAUCACCCUUCCAGCCUCCCAAGGAACAUCUGCCUGUGCCUAUGUUGAUGUGAGCAGACCAUGUCCUCACGCUACAAACCACUUGUGGUUGCACCUCCACUAACAUCCCCACCAGCAUGUGGCAUCACAGGGCCGUGAUCUCAGCUGGGGCCGGGACUGUCUCUCACCAUUUGUGUGUCUACCACCUGGCACAAUAGGGUCCUGAUCUCAUCUGCCUCCUAGUCACGACCAUAAUAGAGAUGAUAAAUAAUAAUCAUAAUCUGAUCCGGUAUGGGAAUUCCUACAUGCUUUCCCUGGGCUACUUGGUGACACCACCCAGCUCUAUGCCACACAGAUCCACAGGGAAGAACCAGGUAAGUACUGAAAAGGCCGGGACUUGGGGUUCAGUCAUGUACCUUAAGCGCUAGAGUACCAGGAGCUGCACAGCCUGCUAGAAUCUGGAGAGAAGUCUCCAUGAGCAGUGGGGAAUCAGCAGGAGUGAUCCUGAGAACCUCCUACAGCAAGGUAUUUUAGAGUGAGUGACCCAUGCGAAGAAAUGUCCUUUCUGGCUGCUGACGUGGCCUGUCCUUGUUAUAUCACCGUCUCUGAACAGCAAACGGCUAAAGCUCUUGUUCUGAGGUGAUGCCCGGUCAGACUCUAAACAGGCUCCUAUUGUUUGUCCACUGGACAGUUCAUGGGGUUUUAAGAAUGGGAACAGUCAGUCAUUAAGAGGAGGAAGCAGAACCCAUGGCUCUUAUCAGCGUGAGAUCGGUGCCUGCCAGAGGUGAGCAAGGGCAGACAGGGAGAACAGGAUGUCAGGUGUGACUGUGUUUUCAGAAGAGCUCUUGCAUGAAAGAGCUGUGCUAACAUAGCAAUGCCGCCGGCGACAGUGAAAGGUGGGGUGUCCAGUGAGGCAAAGACGGGCCUCAAUAGAAGCUCUUUGUUGUUCUAGGAUUGGGUCCCGGUUGUGGAAGGAGAGAGAGAAAACAGAGGCCCAGAUUCUCAGGCCUUGUUUAUACAAGAAAGAUACAUUAUUUGACCAAUGGUGGGAUUUUAAUCCGGGUUAGUUCAACCACGAAAACCCCUGUGUGGAGGCUCUUCUUUCCAUUCAAAUCAGGCUUAUGUUGCGUUAUCCUAAAUCAGUGGUCCUCAAACUUUUUACCUUGCACCCCCCUUACUCCUGU
This is a messenger RNA of Chelonia mydas (Green sea turtle), 4788 nucleotides long. RefSeq names its product chemokine-like receptor 1. Lineage: Eukaryota; Metazoa; Chordata; Testudines; Cheloniidae. Gene Ontology annotation, molecular function: complement receptor activity; N-formyl peptide receptor activity. Bases 197 to 1153 code for a protein of 318 amino acids. The record is from RefSeq and is a predicted model, not a curated record. Gene Ontology annotation, cellular component: plasma membrane. Gene Ontology annotation, biological process: complement receptor mediated signaling pathway; phospholipase C-activating G protein-coupled receptor signaling pathway; inflammatory response. The transcript has a single exon.